GACAUGUGGACAGAACUGAGAGAUUGGAGGGAAAGAACAUUAGCCCCUGCUCUGCAAAUGCAUCAGAGAACCAAGACGACAGCAGUUUAAGCAAAGCUGAAGCUGAUGUGAGAGAGACCCAUACAACUUCAACGCAUCCUCUCUAUUGCACUGAUGUAAUCACAUCCCCACCACACCCUCACAAGUUACCUGAAAAGGAGGACAGGGAGUCUACUGAUGUGUUCCAUUUGUUUGACCCACAGACUGAAAUCCAGAACAUGAUCACAGAUAUCUUGGCUUCAGAAAAUCCGGCAGCAAAAACACCCAAAAUGAAAGGACCUCCACCACCUGUUCGAAAGAAGCCCAAGAAUCCUUUUCGGAAUGAUGUUGCUGCUGAAAAUCCAGAUGGUGUAGAGAAGCCUAGACAAUAUUCUGAGCUUCUUCUGCAAAACAUCAAAGUUGCCAGAAGAGAUGCAGCAUUAGAGUCCCCUACUGAAGACUUUCACAAGCUCUCACCAAAUCUCGACAUGCUGGAUUUCUGUACAGGAAAACCAGUUUCACCGACCUGCAUGUGCAUAUUGAGAGGAUACGAUCCAGAAGCACUUCCGCCAAGAUAUCCAGAUUCAUAUGGUGAAAAGGUAUCACCUGACCUGGACUUUUGGACUAAAAUGGUUGACAUUCCCUGUGAAAAAGAACCUGAUACAUUGGACACAUCUAAGAUGAGAAAAAUGUUACAAAAAAAAGCAAAAAGAAAGGGCCCUCCACCACCUGUCCCAAAGAAGCCUGCAGCUCCAUUCACUCCAACAGAGAUUGAGAAGGUUCUGCCAAUCACAGAUACUAUCUAUCCAGAAGAUGUAGUGUCUGAUUUAAAAUCCGAAAAAGUAUAUUACAAACCAUAUUUAGGAAAAAAUAUGGCUGAGGAUGAAUUUGAGCAGCCGCUAGUCUCGAACAGAGAUGUUCUAGCUGUUGAUGAUGCUUUGAGCAGUGAGUUGUGUGAUGUGGAUGGAAAUGGCUUCUCCAGGUAUAGACCUGUCUCUGAACUCAUUAGAGAAACCAACCAGUUGCGAGAAAAAAGGACACACCAAAGCAGCAGAACAAAUCCAACAGAAUCAAUGACAGCAGCUAGAAGACAGCCCAUUAAAUUACUGCAAAAGACACAAACUGCUGAUGACAAAAAACCCUCACCUUCUGACGAGGAAAAGAGACAGUCACAAAAGAAAGAGAUGAUCAGACGAGUGGUCCGGCAGAGCAAAUUCCGUCAUGUAUUUGGCCAGGCAGUGAAGAACGAUCAGUGCUACGAUGACAUCAGGGUCUCGCGGGUCACUUGGGACAGCGCAUUCUGCGCCGUCAACCCCAAAUUUGUCGCCAUUAUUGUUGAGGCCAGUGGAGGUGGAGCCUUCCUCGUUCUGCCUCUACAAAAGACUGGCCGCAUCGAUAAGGCAUACCCUACUGUUUGUGGUCACACGGGCCCAGUACUGGACAUUGACUGGUGCCCACACAAUGAUCACGUCAUUGCUAGCGGGUCUGAAGACUGCACUGUAAUGGUUUGGCAGAUCCCUGAGAAUGGCCUAGUCUCUGCUCUCUCUGAGCCGGUUGUGGUGUUGGAAGGCCACUCUAAGCGGGUGGGCAUUGUGACGUGGCACCCAACAGCCCGUAAUGUUCUCCUCAGUGCGGGAUGUGAUAAUAUGAUCAUGAUCUGGAAUGUUGGCACUGGUGAGCCGUUGAUCACUCUAGACGACAUGCACCCAGACGUCAUCUUCAGUGUUUCCUGGAACCGCAAUGGUAGCCUCAUCUGCACUGCCUGCAAGGACAAGAAAGUGCGCGUUAUCGACCCGCGUAAGGGCAAGAUUACUGCAGAAAAGGAUAAGGCCCAUGAAGGUGCUCGGCCUAUGAGAGCCAUCUUCCUCGCAGAUGGCAAUGUCUUUACCACUGGUUUUAGCCGCAUGAGUGAGAGACAGCUGGCCUUAUGGAACCCGAAAAGUAUGGAUGAGCCGAUCUCCGUGCAUGAGAUGGACACCAGCAAUGGAGUGCUGCUUCCCUUUUAUGACCCUGACACUAAUGUUGUCUACCUGUGUGGAAAGGGCGACAGCAGCAUCCGGUACUUUGAAAUCACGGAUGAGGCUCCCUACGUCCAUUACUUGAAUACGUUCUCUAGCAAAGAGCCACAGAGGGGCAUGGGCUACAUGCCCAAACGGGGCCUGGAUGUUAAUAAAUGUGAGAUAGCAAGGUUUUAUAAACUUCACGAGAGGAAGUGUGAGCCAAUUGUUAUGACUGUUCCAAGAAAGUCAGACUUGUUCCAGGAUGAUCUUUAUCCAGACACGGCAGGUCCAGACUGCGCUUUGGAAGCAGAGGAUUGGUUCGAUGGAAAGAAUGGCGAUCCCAUUCUAAUCUCCCUCAAACACGGCUAUGUGCCAGGCAAGAACCGUGACCUCAAAGUAGUCAAGAAGAAUGUUCUGGACAACAAGUCGCCUAAGAAAGUGGAGGAAACAACAACUGUUCAGAAGCCGGCCUCUCCGCAGCACACUAGAAAAAAUGAAGUCAAGUUGGAGGAAUUGCUUCGAGAGGUCAAAUCACUUAGAGACCUCGUGACACUUCAGGACAGACGAAUCGCCAAACUGGAAGAGCAGGUGGCCAAAGUGGCUAUCUGAGAUGCUGCUGGUAGUCCAAGUCGCCAUGUCAGUAUAGAGUGAAAUGUUCAGCCGGGCAGGGGGCCAGUCACUGCCAAAAUUGUGCAGUUUGACUUAACCAACCAUUCUGCUUGGUUUUUCUUGCAAGGAUGACUUCAGGCAACAUUCCAUGAUGAACAUCUGCUUUUUUUUUUUUUUGUUCCCCUUCCUUCUUUCAUCUUGCCUCCCCUUUGUGCAUUCACUAGCAGAAGGAAAAGAGACUGAUUUGCUUUGUCCCAUGUGUUUUUAUCUUUUGGUGGCGUGAACAGACGGACUUUGAAUUGAUCUGAUGACUAUUUUAGAAUUUUGCCAUUUUUUUCUUACUUUUGUUGUUGUAUAAUUGUGACCAUUUUGAAUUCUCACUGACUGCCAAGUUACCUAGUGUUUUUAUAUGUAUGCAUAAGUAUUGCUCUACUUCAUUUCUUUGUGAUGCCAAAUGUGAGGUGACACACACAAACACCUUGCUGUAUAUCCUUUGAGCUCUUAAGCUUUUAUUUUGUAUGUCAUUUUUUCCAUUUUUUUCCUGACUGUACAUACAACCAUUACUGGAACAAUUAUGGGCUUUACACUUUGUCAGUUUAUUUGAGGCUGAAUUAGCCAACUUUGCUGUAUAUCUUGAGUGUGCCAAGGUUAUAUGGGUGACUGUGUGACUUUGUGUCUACAAUGUUCCACUGACACAGAUGCUGAUCACAAAAAAGGGUAUGCUUUAAAAAUGGAGUAUGAACCAAUGAACUGUCUAGCAGCUACUGACAUAAGCAGUAUUGAACAAAAUUGUUGGGGUGCCUAAUACAAGAAUUGCAGUAAUGCGAUUAAAGCAGCCAAUUCUACUGUUUUUAAUCUACACACGGUUUAGUAGCAGGGUUUACUAGCUAUGACCAAUGCACUAAAGUGUGGUCAUUUUAUACAUGCGUCACAUUUUCCAAAAAGCAAUAAAAUCAAUGAGAUUUUUGAAGGAGAUUUCAGUCCAGGAGUUUCCUACUGCACAGAAUAAGCCAAUCUUUACAUUUGGUCAGUGAUUGCUUGUUAAUGCUAAGAAAAAGCCACAACAACUCUCAGAAGAAAAUUAAGACUUGAAUCAUUAAAAAAAAUCUAUCUGGAUCACAAUUCACUAGCUUGUUCAUAGACUGGCUGACAGUUUUGUUGAGCUGAAAUGUAAGUACAUAGUAAAAACAAAGCGUGUCGUAUGUCCAUGUGUUAAACGCCUCUUUUGCAUUAUUCUAGUCACAUUGCAGCAAAGGUUUUGCAUCAUUUCAAACAGAUUCCUCCCAUUUAAACUGAGUUGGCAUUUGAACUUGGUCUCCAAGUGGCUACCUGCUGUCCCCUCACUGGUGUAAAUGUAUUAGUGCCUCUUUGUGUAUUUACUGGUUUUAGUCUGGCCCCUUCAGCUCAGUCCAGCUGGAGCUUGGGCCGACAUGAGGCUGAACACUUACCUGUGUCUUGUGCAUGCAUUACAGGUUUCACCUAAACAAAAAAAAGUCUAGCCCACAAUAAACUCUGUUCAUAUUUCGUUAUGAAA
This is a messenger RNA of Astyanax mexicanus (Mexican tetra), 4161 nucleotides long. It is a transcript of the gene coro1cb, whose product is annotated as coronin, actin binding protein, 1Cb. NCBI's taxonomy places the organism in Eukaryota, Metazoa, Chordata, Actinopteri, Characiformes, Acestrorhamphidae. Gene Ontology annotation, biological process: actin filament organization; cell migration. Gene Ontology annotation, molecular function: actin filament binding. Bases 258 to 2627 code for a protein of 789 amino acids. The transcript is spliced from 12 exons. The record is from RefSeq and is a predicted model, not a curated record.